Molecule: messenger RNA, 1751 nt
Organism: Phragmites australis (common reed)
Lineage: Eukaryota; Viridiplantae; Streptophyta; Magnoliopsida; Poales; Poaceae
Exons: 9
Coding region: 67-1332 (421 amino acids)
Biological process (GO): snRNA import into nucleus
Cellular component (GO): nucleus; cytoplasm
Source: RefSeq, a predicted model, not a curated record
GCGCGACGACAGGGCUCAGUAGAGGAGAGAGAGAGAGAGAGAGAGAGAGAGAGAGAGAGCCGCCCCAUGGCGCCGCCGCACGACCCGCGCCGCCCGUACAAGCGCCCGGCCAUCUCCGACCAGCAGCGCCGCCGCGAGAUCGCCCUCCAGGCGCAGUCCGCCCGCCGCGCCGACGCACAGGCGCGCGCCCGCACUCUCGCCAGCUCCCUCCUCCGCACCACGGCCCCUCCUGCAGCCACCCAUCACCACGAGGACGAGCAGGAGCACGAGCACGAGCACGAGCACGAGGAGGAGGAGGAGGAGCACACCGUCGCUGAUGUCGCCAACGCCGCCUCCAAGCUCCGCGGCUCCGAUGCGCGCCGAUGGUUCGCCCGCCAGAUCAUGCUCCCAGAGUGGAUGGUCGACGCCCCUCCCCACCUCGCCAGCGACUGGCAUGUUUCUGCCAGGCCUGCCGGCAAACGUUGUUUGGUCGUGUCAUCCAAUAGCAUGACAAUUAGCAGGGUCCGUAACGGGUCCAUCCUUCACCGAUUCCCUUCUGCUCUACCGAAUGGAUCAAAGAGAGACAUCUCCGGCCCAGCAAGCUCCUACUCCAUCCUUGAUUGCAUUUUUCACGAGCCUGAUGAAACAUACUAUAUCAUUGAUAUGAUUUGUUGGCGAGGCUAUUCGCUGUAUGACUGCACCGCCGAGUUCAGGUUUUUCUGGGUAAACUCUAAGCUCACAGAAACAUCAGCUGGUGAUCCUCCAUCAACGUACCACAAAUAUAGAUUCAGUGUGGUCCCUAUGUACGAAUGCACUCUUGAGGGUCUCCAAGCGGCAUACUCGGGGAGCACACCUUAUAUCAAAGAUGGCCUGCUGUUUUACAACAAGCAUGCACAUUAUCAAGCUGGAAUCACACCCCUUGCACUAGCAUGGAAAGAUGAGUCUUGUAGCCAGUAUGUUAUUGAUACAGACGGCAAGGGAGAAAUACCAAGUGAGCAGCAUCUUGUGUUGGAGUUGCAAGAGGAUGGAAAGCUAAUUACUUCUGAUGACCCUCCUGUUGUAUUUGGUAGCUUGGACAACGAAUUCAUACAGAAGUCAAACCUGCGACCAGGGAACCUUCUCCGCUUUGCUGUAAGAGAUGAGUGUGUGGAACUUGUGGAUGGAAAGAUGCAUAUCGGUGAGCUGCAGUUUGUUGGAAGGCCGCACCGUGCUCGUGCUUUUGCUGACAGCCAUUCGAAAGCUUUGUUCCAGUAUGCUGCAAGGCAUGCUCCUCUGAGAAUUGAGGAUCUGGUUGCUUCCAUUCAAUCAAACAAUAUGGAGCUUGAAUCCACAGAUGUUGAAAUGCAAGAUUAAGAGUAUAUAUGUGCCAAUAUUUACUGUUUGAUUGGAUUCAGGAAGGGAGACUUCAUGAUCAAUUGAAACUUGUGCAACUGAAAGCGAAUGCAAAGUUAGGAUGAAGCGGAUGCAAAUGAGGCCAAGGUUGAAGAUGCGGCAUUCAUGUCAAGAUUUCAGCAAACGACCUGAUUGUCUGAAACCCAUGAUUUUCAGGGAGCGGAGUGUUUCCAGGUCUUACAGAUAUUAGUACCUCAAGACCUGUAAAAAGAAUUUAAACAGUGUAUGAGUUUCUUAAAGACAAGCAUUCUAGACACUGACAUGUACAUGGAUGUGAUGUGUAAUGUAACUCAAAUUAGUAUCGUUUGUCCCGAGUUUGCAACGUGUGAAUGACAGUUUGAACAGAUGAAAAAUACUAAAAGGAAAUGUGCAUGAGUGUA